CGUGUAAUGCGAGCAGUUAGCGAACAAAACACUUCUACCGUUUAUUUCAUAGCAAAAUGGAGUUGGGUACAUUGCUUGUCACUUUGGAGAGUUAGUUUGCAGAUGAUUAUUUUUAGAUACAUUGCCAUACCUAUAUUCUAACGAGUACAUACAUAUCGAUGUUCAGAUAUAAUGAGGGAACUUGGUACGUUACUGGAAGGAACGGAGCGUCAUAUCUUAUCAACGUAAUAAUUUUGCGGUCGUACCAAUAGGUACCAAAACUUGUUAUCAACAAUCGGAGGUUAUCUUUGAGAAUUAAAAAAAUAUAUAGUUCCCAAGAAACUGACAGAUGGCGUUGUGCUACUACGUUAGUGAGCCUUUUGCCAAGUUAAAAAACAAAGGGGAAUUAUAAAACGAGCGAUUAAAAAAACGCUUUGCGACUGAUGAUGACAUACUGUAUUAAUAACUUGAGCGGCAUGAAUUUGAGUAAGCGAAAAAUUAACUAAAGUAACAACGAAUAUAUUGAUUAAUAAUAAAAUCCAGAACGAGCUUACAAAAAGUGGAUUGUGAUAAAUCCAUUUCAUAUAUUAAAAAUGUAUCCGAGCGACUACAUUACUAAGUGAGCGACUAGAAAUACAGAGAGGACAACUUCAAUAUUAAGAUAGAAUCGAUUUUUUAAGUGAUUUUAUACUAACGUGGUACUUAAAAGUUCACUUUGAGCAAAGUUUUGUAAGCUACUUUAUUAAUGAUUAUUAGUUCCUGAUAUUCUAUUUUCGAAGAGCUCGUGGCUAAGUCAAAGCCGCGCGGAUCGAUCAAUCAUAAGGUUAAGCAACGCUUGGCGCGGUCGGUCCGUGGAUGGGUGACCAUCUUGUCAUAAUGAGUUCUUCCGUGUUUCGGAUGGCACGAUAAACUGUAGGUCCCGGCUGCCAUUUAAACAUCUUUGGUAGUCGUUAUGGGUAGUCAGAAGCCAGAAAGUCUGACAACCAGUCUUACCAAGGGGUAUCGGGUUGCCCAGGUAACUGGGUUGAGGAGGUCAUAUAGGCAGUCGCUCCUUGUAAAACACUGGUACUCAGCUGCAUCCGGUUAGACUGGAAGCCGACCCCAACAUAGUUGGGAAAAGGCUAGGCAGAUGAGUUCCUGAUAUUCUAUUUUAAGAUGGCAGAAUUUUGAAAACGAAUCGCUGUGAAACCGACUCCACGUAUUCUUGUUUGCCCUACCCCUAGAGUGCAAUUCAAAACCGCGUAGAUGCGGAGGGAUGAGGCGGCCUGCGAGCUGAGGCGCAGGUAGUUUUAAGGCUCGCCGCCGCGGCUAAGGCUACUGAGGAGCCGAAGCUGCGGUGGUGAGCGUGAAAACCAUCUGCGACGAUAAGCUCGCAUGGGACCGCCGGAGCCCCGCAGCGCCGGAGCCGUGACAGAAGCCAUGCUUCCUGCAUGUUGCAUUGUGCUUCCAUGCUGCAUGCCUGCUUGCAUGCUUCGCUUCAAUCCCUUUCCCCCGCUCCGCUAUCCCCCGCUUACCCCUUGAUAUCUUAAUUAUACAUUUCCGAUUACUAUUUAGGAAAUGUGUCUAAUGUAAUUUAUUUCACACAUUUUGUAUUGCCGCUCAGUAUAAAAAAUACAUUUGCCAAAUAUUGAAAAAAAUGCGGGUCGUAUCGUUGACACUCAAACAAAUAUUAAGUCGCUCAAAUAUUACCUAUGAAGCUGCUCAUUUUGUAUUUUAAGUAACUCAAAUUAAUGUUUGUAAGAUACUAUCCUGUUGAUUUUUCGUCACUUGCAGUCGGUCGCUCACUUAGUAAUUUUAUAACCCAAAUUAAUUAAUUUUGACACUUAAAACUGUAAUUUACAGUCACUCGUUUUAAAACUAUCCAAAAACAAAGCCUUGGCACCUAAAAGGUGGGACUUAUAAUCGAAUGAUACCUAACUUAAAAGCGCAGUUGGGGACCAACAGCUAGGUAAACAAGGGUUCAAACAUUACCCUUCUGGCAGUCGGGUAAUUAAGCAUCAGGUCUGUCUUCAGUUUUAGGUUUUUCUUUGGAAUAACGAUAAUUACGAUGACGUAAAUUACCAAGUGUCCCAACGUGAUACAUGUAUGUGUUCGCACAAGUGCAGCUUAUCUGAUGAAGUGCGCGAGUGAGUCACAGCGCCACUCGACCACCACAAUAAGUAGCGAGUCUGGCAUGGUGCGCCACAGUGCGACUUCCACCAUCAACAUGUUCAAACUGCUGGUACUGAGUUGUCUGGUGGCCACCGUCCUGGCUGGACCCUUUCACCUCCCACCCUGGAUACGAGAUGGCUGGAACCGGAGACCUCCACGUGGGUGCGCAGACCGCGCGGCCGGCCGGGCGGCGUGCGCGCAAGUCAACGCCACGGCCGCGCUCGCGCCGCACCCGCACUACUGCCGCCUGUUCUACUACUGCAGCGCCGUGCUGCGCCCCGCCUGCCGCCGCUGCCCCUUAGGCCUGCACUUCAACCCCGAGCUGCAGGUGUGCGACUGGCCCAACAACGUCAACUGCACGGCGACGCCGCCACCACGCCCCCCACGGCCUUGCCACAACGCAACAACACCUGUUCCUUCUACUGAUGCUCCUUCAAGUGUCCCUCCGGCUACCGACGCGCUUUCUACUGGCGCUCCUACCGACGCCCCUUUUACUGGCACUGCUUCUACUGAUGCACCUUCAAGUGUCUCUCCGUCUACUGAUGCUCUUUCAAGUGUCCCUCCGUCUACUGAUGCACCUUCAACUGACCCUCCGUCUACUGAAGCUCCUUCAACUGACCGUCCGUCUACUGAUGCUCCUUCAACUGACAAACCUUCUACUGACGCCCCUUUUACUAACAAACCUUCUACUGUCGCUAUAUAAACUAAUGGUCUUAUCGAUUCUACAUCGCAUUACUCUUAAAUUACAACUGACGUGGUUUCUACAACUGAAUGGGACAUCAUAUCAGCACUGCAGCUUAGUAAAAAUUAUGACGAAAAUAAACCCCUCUAAACAGGACUGGAUUUUAAACUAUUCAAAUAUUUUAUAAACAUUUGCUUUUUGUAGAUUAAAUUGAUAUUGUUUUGGUGUAACACUCUAAAAAUGCUUUUGUAAAGUCUAACUCUAUUUGUAUAAUGUUAUGAAUAAAACAAAUUUGAGAACA
Molecule: messenger RNA, 3113 nt
Organism: Helicoverpa armigera (cotton bollworm)
Lineage: Eukaryota; Metazoa; Arthropoda; Insecta; Lepidoptera; Noctuidae
Exons: 2
Coding region: 2093-2833 (246 amino acids)
Cellular component (GO): extracellular region
Molecular function (GO): chitin binding
Source: RefSeq, a predicted model, not a curated record